AUGUUAGAAGUAAAUAAUGUUGCUAAGAAAGCUAUAGUUUGGUGCCUUGUGUUGCAAGCCCUUAUAAUUCAAGGAGACUCGAUUGAAAGUGGAGAUGUGAGUUUCUCUAUAAUGUUGAGAAACGAAAUGUACGGCUUAAGACGUCCAUUGGUUGUCUACCGGUGCAAGUCAUCUGGAAAAUCUCUCCGGUGGCACCAAUCGUAUAGGAAACAGGAGUUUACAUGGGAUUUUGAAGUCCCGCCAUUUGGAAACGGCGUGGUCAUUCACCAGUGCCACUUCAUGUCGAGCCAAGGGACAGCGGAUGUCAUUAUCAAGACGUUGUCGAUGACAUCGAUCUUGUGCGGAGGACAUGUGUGUAAAUAUGUUAUUGGGCCGAACGGUAUAUAUUUCGUUGGUUUUGAGACCUAUUAUCCGCACAAUAUUUUCUUAAGAUUUGUGGAGUUGGUAAGGCCUGUUGUCAAGCUUGUUGAGCCAUGGAAGGCGUGGUCACCGCGGCAGCUAAAAGAGUUUCGAGCGGAACGCAACCGCACCAGGUCAGAGGAUGAUGACUACAUGGAAGACCACGAUUAG
This is a messenger RNA of Brassica napus (rape), 570 nucleotides long. RefSeq lists its product as uncharacterized. The transcript has a single exon. The record is from RefSeq and is a predicted model, not a curated record. The coding region runs from base 1 to 570 and encodes 189 amino acids. NCBI's taxonomy places the organism in Eukaryota, Viridiplantae, Streptophyta, Magnoliopsida, Brassicales, Brassicaceae.